Messenger RNA from Aspergillus pseudotamarii, 1170 nucleotides. Its product is annotated as intradiol ring-cleavage dioxygenase. The coding region runs from base 1 to 1170 and encodes 389 amino acids. Gene Ontology annotation, molecular function: ferric iron binding; oxidoreductase activity, acting on single donors with incorporation of molecular oxygen, incorporation of two atoms of oxygen. The transcript has 3 exons. Lineage: Eukaryota; Fungi; Ascomycota; Eurotiomycetes; Eurotiales; Aspergillaceae. The record is from RefSeq and is a predicted model, not a curated record.
AUGCACUUUUCAAAGCUCCUCCUUCUCUCCGCGGCUACGCUCGCAGUUGCGCAUCCCGGUGAGAAGCACGAUCCGCAUGUACUGAAGCGCGAGAUCCACGCUCGUGAUGCUCUUGCUGCCCGGUCGAAGCGCGGCCUCGAUGCAUGCGCCACUAGUGAGCAUGCCAAGCGACUGCAGCAACGUAACGUCGCCCGCCGCGCCCGAACUGUCCGUGAGCUGCGCAGCGCCCGUGGCGUGACUACCAGUCCAAUGAAGUGGCGCCGUUCUUCUGAUGAUCUGGAGAAGUGGGAGGCCGUCAACCACAACAUGACCGGCUUGGUCGACUUUACUUCCGAAACGCCCGAAAGCUCGGUCUUCGGUGGCAACACCAGUGCCAUAUUGUCCCCCACGAUCACCGACGGGCCCUACUAUGUAUGGGGUGAAGUGCAGAGGAGCAACGUCAAGGAGGAUGAGUACUGUGACGGUGUUGAUGUGUACUUGGAGGUCCAAUACAUCGAUGUCAACACUUGCAAGCCAAUUCCAGGUGCCUUCGUCGAUAUCUGGAAUGCUAACGCCACUGGCGUGUACAGUGGUAUCUCCACUUCGGGCAACUAUGCUGCUGACGGCUGGGAUAGCACGUACCUGCGUGGUAUUCAGGAAUCGGAUCAGGACGGUGUUGUGGCCUUCCAGACCAUUUUCCCGGGUCACUAUGACGGCCGUGCCACUCACACUCACUUGUUGACUCACCUUAAUGCCUCCGUCCAUGAUAACAAUGGUACACUCGUUGUGGGAACCGGCAGUGUUGCACACAUCGGUCAGCUCUUCUGGAACGAGGUCCUGCGCUCCGCCGUCGAGGACACCUACCCUUACACCACCAACACCCAAGACAUCACUAGCAAUGCUGAUGACAUGUGGUCCAUUGAACAAGCCUCCAGCUCCUAUGACCCAUUCCCCGACUAUGUGUACCUUGGAAACGACCUGAAGGAUGGCCUCUUUGCCUGGAAGCAGAUUGGCAUCAACGCCAGUGCCGACUACACCGAUAACUCGUACUACAGCAUUGCUGCUUACUAUGACGAGAACGGUGGUCACCAGAACACUGACAGUGCUGCAUUCGGUGGUGGUUCUGGUAGCCAGGGUGGUAUGCCCUCUGGCUCUCCCUCCGGUGCCAUGCCUUCAGGCACUGCUAUCUAG